CAGAACAAAAUUGAAUACCGAAAAUGGCAGACACUAGCACUGCCCCAAACCAGGGGCAGAGCCAGGAGUCCGAAGAUAACAAACCGAGAGAGUACACGUAUGCCAAGAAGUAUUCGAUUUCAUGCCAACGCUGACUGCACGCAAGGAGGUCGAGCAGACGGUUGGCAAGUCGAAGGUGAAGAAGGUUGAGCUGGCCGGGCUGCCGUUGCGCCUGAAGUUUUGGACGGUGCAUAUGGCGGAUUCGUAUCCGGCCCUGGCCUUCGUGGCCAACCGCGUCCUACGCAUGCACGCAACCACCUGCGCAUCAGAGCGCAACUGGUCGCUGUGGGGCAACCUGUUCCACAAGGCCCGCAACCGCCUGGGGCAGAUGCGUGCGAUGAAGCUCAUCUUCAUCCGCCAGAACGACAGCUACGCGGCCAAGCGCAACGCCCUGUCGGAUGAGGAGGUGGUGAUGCAGCUGCUGGCCGGGGAUGAGGAGGAGUGAAGUAGCUAGGGAUUUAAGUUGUUCGGUCGGCAUUGGUAGCAGUCUAUGUCUGCUGAACUUGGCCAGCAUGGGAUCUUGAUGGCAUACCAUGUCGGCUUUUGUGCAUUGCCAGGGCUUAGGAAUGAUGAUCUGGGCCCUGAUUCGUUGAAACCUUAACCCUUAGGAUAUGGAGUUAAAGAAGCAUCAAAGGGAUAAGCGCCUGUGACGUGUACUCGACCGUCCAGUGCGCCCUCGCAUGCUUUGACCCAUGGGUCAAUACUGCGGCGGAGUAUAAUGGCUUGUUUCUGUCGUGCAAUUGUGCUUCGCAACGUCCCAAAACUUAAUUAUUAUAACAAAU
Molecule: messenger RNA, 821 nt
Organism: Volvox carteri f. nagariensis
Lineage: Eukaryota; Viridiplantae; Chlorophyta; Chlorophyceae; Chlamydomonadales; Volvocaceae
Exons: 1
Coding region: 122-484 (120 amino acids)
Molecular function (GO): protein dimerization activity
Source: RefSeq, a predicted model, not a curated record